ACAGUUUAACAGCGCCCUCCUCCACCCUGAGUAAUUUGGCUUUGAGAAAGAUUGGGAUAAUGUCAAGACAGGUAGUGACCACCCACACCAAGGCACUCAGAUAUAUAAGCUGUUUCCUGGUUGGAGACAUCCUGUAGUGUGCCUGUACCUCUCGGAGAAUGAAGGUGAUCCUUCUGACUGCUGCUCUUCUUGCUUUGGUCUCUAUUCCCUGGUUGCAGGCAGUGUGGCUGGGAAGGCUGGACCCUAAGCAGCUCCUCGGUCCCUGGUAUGUCCUGGCUGUGGCCUCCCGUGCAAAGGACUUCAUGGUGGAGAAGGACAUGAAGAAUGUGGAAGGUGUCGUGGUGACUCUUACUCCAGAUAACAAAUUGAGAGUUGAGUCCUCUCGGCAUGGGCCAGGCGGAUGUCAUCAGAGCACCGUGGAGCUGCUGAAGCAAGAGUCCCGAUGGGUGUUUGAGAAUCCCUCUCUGGGUAUAUUGGAUUAUCGGGUACUGGGCACUAACUUCAAAGACUACGCUGUCGUCUUCACACAGCUGGAAUUUGGGGAUGAGGUCUUCAACACAGUGUCGUUGUACAAGGCUGCUCCUUCCUGCCCAGGUCGGACAGAGAUGGCUAGCCACGAAGCCAUGCAGCUAUUCACCAAAUGGAGCCAGGGGCUGGGCUUCUUGUCUCAACAGCAGGCUCAGCUGCAGAAGGACCUCAGGCCUGUCUGGACAGUUUCUUCAACAGAGGCUUGUGGGUGGGAUCCUGGGAACUGCUACAGCCCCAUUCUCACAACUGGCUCGCUUCUUCUACAGUCACUUGUGCACACAAGAUCCUCCAGUGAGUGCCACACCCUGGAUAUAGCACCACAGCAUCCUGGCAUCCUGGUGGAGGUGGGCAGGCACGGUCUUUGCACAGUGGCUGGUGGUACUGGCGCUGAUUGGCUGCUCUCCUAGGCUCUUGCUUGGGUUCAAAAUAAAAUGAUUUC
Molecule: messenger RNA, 967 nt
Organism: Mus musculus (house mouse)
Lineage: Eukaryota; Metazoa; Chordata; Mammalia; Rodentia; Muridae
Gene: Lcn6
Product: lipocalin 6
Exons: 7
Coding region: 159-935 (258 amino acids)
Cellular component (GO): extracellular region
Molecular function (GO): small molecule binding
Source: RefSeq, a predicted model, not a curated record